Apus apus (common swift) is the source of this 6546-nucleotide messenger RNA. It is a transcript of the gene USP13, whose product is annotated as ubiquitin specific peptidase 13. Gene Ontology annotation, biological process: protein deubiquitination. The transcript is spliced from 21 exons. Gene Ontology annotation, molecular function: protein binding; cysteine-type deubiquitinase activity; zinc ion binding. Lineage: Eukaryota; Metazoa; Chordata; Aves; Apodiformes; Apodidae. Bases 110 to 2674 code for a protein of 854 amino acids. The record is from RefSeq and is a predicted model, not a curated record.
AUUAAAAAUAGCCUCUUCCCUCCCCCCUCGCCUCCCGCGGGCCCGGCUCUCGCCGCCGCGCCCUGCCCCGGGCCCGGCUGCCCCGCGCCCUGCCCCGCAGCCGAGGCAGAUGCAGCGGGCCGCGCGGAUGGCCGCCGGGGACCUGGGCGAGCUGCUCGUCCCCUACCUGCCCACGAUCCGGGUGCCCAAGUCAGGGGACCGGGUCUACAAGACGGAGUGUGCCUUCUCCUACGACUCGCCUGAUUCAGAAGGAGGUCUCUAUGUGUGCAUGAACACGUUUCUGGGAUUUGGAAGGGAACACAUUGAAAGGCAUUACCGGAAAACAGGACAAUGUGUAUAUUUGCACCUGAAACGACAUGUGAUAGAGAAGGUACCAGGAGCAUCUGGUGGAGCUUUACCAAAAAGGAGGAAUGCUAAGCUAUUUUUAGAUCUAGAGACAAAUGGUGAUCUCAACAGUGAUGUCUUUGAAUAUGAAGAUGAAGCAAAGCUUGUUAUAUUUCCUGAUCACUAUGAAAUCUCGUUACCCAACAUAGAAGAGUUACCAGCACUGGUGACAAUAGCUUGUGAUGCACUCCUCAGCUCUAAGUCACCCUACAGGAAGCAAGAACCUGACUCCUGGGAAGAAGAGCUACAGGCAUCUAAACAUGCCAAAACACUUGUACAGUUAGAUAAUGGUGUUAGAAUUCCCCCCAGUGGUUGGAAGUGCUCAAAAUGUGACCUGCGAGAGAAUCUGUGGCUAAACCUCACGGAUGGUUCAGUGCUGUGUGGCAAGUGGUUCUUUGAUGGCAGUGGGGGAAAUGGGCAUGCAAUGGAGCACUACAAGGAGACAGGUUAUCCCCUGGCAGUGAAGUUGGGAACCAUCACUCCUGAUGGAGCAGAUGUCUAUUCCUUUGAUGAAGAGGAGCCGGUUUUAGAUCCACAUAUAGCAAAACAUUUGGCACAUUUUGGAAUUGAUAUGCUCCAGAUGCAAGUGACAGAGAAUGGGCUAAGAGAUAAUGAUAUAAAACCAAGAAUCUCUGAAUGGGAAGUGAUUCAGGAAGCUGGUGUGAAACUCAAGCCCAUGUAUGGCCCAGGAUACACUGGCAUGAAGAACCUGGGAAAUAGCUGCUACCUCAAUGCUGUCAUGCAGGCCAUUUUCAGCAUCCCAGAGUUCCAGCGAGCGUAUGUUGGAAACCUUCCACGAAUAUUUGACUACUCCCCUCUUGAUCCAACGCAAGACUUCAACACUCAGAUGGCUAAGCUGGGACAUGGCCUCCUUUCAGGCCAGUACUCUAAGCCACCCAUGAAAUCUGAGCUUAUUGAGCAGGUGAUGAAAGAAGAACACAAGCCUCAACACAAUGGAAUAUCUCCCCGAAUGUUUAAAGCUUUUAUAAGUAAAGGCCAUCCAGAGUUUUCUUCUAAUAGACAACAAGAUGCACAGGAAUUUUUCCUACACCUUAUAAAUCUAGUAGAGAGGAACCCUGUAGGUUCAGAAAACCCUAGUGAUGUGUUCCGGUUCCUGGUGGAGGAACGCACACAGUGCUGCCAGUCCAGAAAGGUCCGCUACACAGAGAGGGUGGACUACAUCAUGCAGUUACCUGUGGCCAUGGAGGCAGCAACAAACAAAGAUGAAUUAAUUGCCUACGAAUUGAAGCGGCGAGAAGCAGAAGCUGCAAGGACACCUCCACCAGAACUUGUCCGUGCCAAGAUCCCAUUUAGUGCAUGUCUGCAGGCCUUUUCUGAACCUAGCAAUGUAGAGGAUUUCUGGAGCAGUGCCCUUCAAGCAAAAUCUGCAGGAGUUAAGACUUCUCGUUUUGCUUCAUUUCCUGAGUACUUAGUGGUGCAGAUAAAGAAAUUCACUUUUGGCCUUGAUUGGAUACCCAAAAAGCUUGAUGUUUCUAUAGACAUGCCAGAUUUCCUAGAUAUCAGCCAUCUUCGGGCCAGAGGUCUCCAGCCAGGAGAAGAGGAACUUCCAGACAUAGCUCCUCCCAUUGUCAUUCCUGAUGACCCAAAAGAUCAGAUGAUAAACCAUUUCAUGGAAUCUCUAGAUAUUGAUGAAUCUUCAGUUAUGCAACUGGCAGAGAUGGGUUUUCCUUUGGAAGCAUGUCGGAAAGCUGUGUAUUAUACAGGCAACCUGGGAGCUGAAGUCGCUUUCAAUUGGAUCAUUGCACACAUGGAAGAACCAGACUUUGCAGAGCCAUUGGCCAUACCUGCAUUUGGAGAAGCGGCUUCCAGUGGAGCAACUGCAUUUGGAGCUGUUGGGCUAGAUAACCAACCUCCUGAAGAGAUGGUGGCAAUUAUAAUUUCAAUGGGCUUCCAAAGGAAUGUAGCAAUUCAAGCGCUGAAGGCAACAAACAGUAAUUUGGAACGUGCACUAGAAUGGAUCUUCAGCCACCCGGAACUUGAGGAAGAAAAUGAACCGGCUUUGGACUUGAUGGAUAGGGAGAAUAAUGUUAAUGCCAAUAUCCUUGCAGAGACAGGGUUGGAGGGACCCAGGAUCAAAGAUGGGUCUGGAAGAUACGAGCUGUUUGGGUUCAUCAGCCACAUGGGAACAUCCACAAUGAGUGGCCACUAUGUUUGUCAUCUCAAAAAAGAAGGAAGAUGGGUGAUCUACAAUGACCUUAAAGUCUGUGCCUCAGAACAACCUCCCAAAGACCUGGGCUACAUUUAUUUUUACCACAGGGUACCAAGUUAGGCCUCAGAUCUGUUCCCUGGCCUUAAGAAGCCAUAAACCUUUUUAGCCUGCCCCUAAAAAAUGUACAAUAAAAAAGAAAAUCUAAAACCAACAAAAGACCUCUAAGCCUUGGACUGCCAAAAAGCAAAGAAAAACAUGGGAUAAUUAUAGUUUAUUUAAAAACAGUCAUUUGAUGCUGCCUUAAGUAUUAGAGGGAAAAUUUCUAUUAGGUAUAGUACAUUGUUUUAAAUUUAUACACCUUAAAGGAUACCUUAAGACCAUGCCGAUUACUGGUGGAAUUUGCAGCUAGCAUAUGGAGAAAAUGGAAGUUUCAGAGUUGAACAAAAUGAAACCUGUUCAGCCCAGCUCCUGCCUGUUCUGUCCAUGCAUCUGUUGAAGACCAAGAAGAAAUAUUUGCAUCUUUGGUAACUGAGAGCCAGUGUUUUCAACCAGAGUCCAGAAAAUCAUAUCACAUAUAAUGUUGGAGGGAGAGGCUGUGGGAGUGUUCUUCAAAGCAGAAUAUUUUGAGACUGUUUUUAGUACAGUGAGAAAAGUCAGCUAAAGUUAUCUCUGUUAAAAUCCAGUUUUAUAGUAUUUUGAUUUGCCUUUUUAAUGCCUAAAGUACAAAACUAGUGGAGAUGGAAGUGAACUCCUGUCACUUGGCCUGUAUGUUUCCUGCCAAAGAGAAAUAGUAGGUCUUAUUUUUGCAGACAUAAGUUUCUUCAUCUUCUCAUGAAUGUUUGCUUUGCAAGUUCUUCCAUUGGAUUCAGGAUUACAGAUGGCUAAAAAAAAAGCAGAUUUGCUGACUACAAAAUUAAGUGCAUACCCUCAGAAAAGGCAAGAGUAUUUAAAUCUUGUUUUCAUAUGAAGGAGGUAAAGAGGGGGUUAAUAUCCCAUUAUAUUUAUUUCAGGGAAAUUUGCAUCUAGACCACUCGCAUUUGAGCUGAAAUCAACUGCCUGACAAAGUACUCACAGUGCAAUUCUAUUUUCUGCCAAAGAUUGCUUAGAUAUUUAGUGCCAUCCAUGAGUGUGGGAAAUUGCUUAGUAAAAUUGCAGAUUUAUUGAUUUGCUCUUCUCUCCUCCCUUCCUUUAAAAAAAACACAAGCAAAACAAAAAAACCAAAACAAACCCAAAAUCUCCACCAAAAAUGCAACAGCAAAAAAACCCAGGACCUUGAAACGAUGCUUCGGAUUUCUUAAAACUUGCAAACACUCCAAUAAUCUGAUCUCUUCAGUAGACACCUUCUAAAAGGGGUUUUGUGUCUCCGACAGGGAUUAAGGGUGGGUAGGUAGAGGCUAGCCUUUCCUGUCUUUUUCUUUUUUUGAUGUUAUUUCAGUUUGUGUCACAGACAAUGUAUAUAUGGGGGUUUAAAUUUGUAAACACAAACUCUAGAAAAAAAUACAAUGGUGAGUGUAAAACAUUUAAUGAUUCAAAAAAAAAAACCCUCGAAGAUUCAGUGUUGGCCACUGCUUAGUGACUGUUGCUGGAGUUGCCUCAUAUAACCUUACUGAGCCAGCAAAAUGAAUUGAAACAUUAAAAAAAAUAUAAAUCCUCCUUACAGAGUGCAAUUGAAGCAGGGAUCCCUGUAUGAUUAUGGAGGUGCAAUUACAUUUUAUCUGUAGUCAGUGCCUGCAAACUUAAUAGCAAAAUUCAGGCAGCUACACACUACAGUAAAGAUCCCAAAUUAAAAAAAAAAAAAUUAGAAAAUUUUAUCUUUUCCUGUGUUAGAGGAAAAGCAGUUCUCCCUCUGGUCAUAUCUUGUGCAGAGCCAAAAAACCCUGGGUUUUUUUUUGUUUUUUUUGAAUCAGUUUUUUAUCUUAAAAGAUGGAGAAAAAUUUUAGUGCAAUAAUUCUGUAGAGUGCAAAUGGUGCCUAAUUGCUGGGAAAGCUUCCUGCACUUAGAGCUCUUAUUGACAUAAAAUAAUUAUGUCCUAGCAUGUUAGUAAGUGGCUCCUGUGAGAUUCAGCUGCCUUGUAAUUAUUGAGCCAUUGAGUUCUGGACAAAAUAAAAGCUGCCAGUAUUUUUUUUCCUUCUUCCAGUAUUUCAGUAUUUGUGUAUUUCAACCAGAAAAGGCCAGAUUUGAAAACAAGAUCAGCAAAUUAUGCAGUGAUACAUCUUCUAUUUAAAGUGAAAGGACUAAAUGUCUGUAUAUCUGUUUGUACUUUUUCAUUUUGGCAGAAGAAAAAGGACAAAAGGCCUUUUAUAAAAUAUAUAUAUAUAUUUUUUAAAUGCCUAGUUAAAUUUCAAGGAAGUUCAAUACAAACACUUCCCUCUUGCCUCAUGAUCUUAAAGGGCUAUUUAUAUACUAACAAGGCCUGGUGGCCACUGCCUUUUUAUUUAGAAACCUUAGGUAAACAAAUUAGGUCAACAGGGUUGUUUCUGUGUUCAUUAUUAAACUGGAAACAUGGCUGGUCUCAUAGGACUAAGGAUGGAGCUUGGGCUCUUGCAAACCGUUUCUCUGGUACCUGCUAAAUCUGGAAUGGCUGUGGGACUAAUUGCUCCCAGUUAAUUGGAGGCACAGUUAGAAACUGACAGGCGAUAAAAUGAAAACUUGAUGAAUGAAAGGAGGGCCAUUUGCUGGCUGUGGUAGGUGAACUAUAGCAGCUCAGCUUCCUGAAUUCUUUUCAGUUCACCACUCUUAUGUACUGGCUGCCUGAACUACCAAGCAGGUCAGAAGUGCAGGAAGCAGAAAGGCUUAUGGAUCAUCUAAAUUUUAGCACUUGAAAAUAUGUUAAAGCUCUUCAGUUGUUUGAGGAAUUUAUCUCCCAAAGUAGUGGGUUCCUUCCUUUUUCAAAUGGCCAGUAAAGUCGUCUCAGUUUUGUGGUGAGAUAUGUGUGAUAACACAACAUCGUGAAUCUGGAGGAGCAGGAUGUAAACUGUUGGCUCUUCAGCCUGAUGUGGGGGAGAGAAGUCUGGUUAUGUUUGUUUUUUUAAAUUUCAACAUGUCGAGGCCACAAUCAAACAGACUCUACUGAAUAGAUGAGUAAUUUAUCAGGCUUUGCCUGCUAAAAUUUGUAUGCACUUAAUUGCUCUGAGCCAGGCCUGAGUGCACAACCUGGGCAGUGGCUGAUGAGGAAACAUCAUGUGCCUGGGUGCUGUAAGAGCUGUUGGGGGUUAGGUGUGCUGAGACUUUCUUGACAAAACAGGAUGGAGCAAGAGAAAUCACUGUGAGCUGUUUGAGACAAUCUAACCUGAGAGAUAUGGCAAGCCAGGGCUUGGCAGCAAAUCCCUAGCAGCAUGCAAGAUCCAUUCUGAGUCACAAUCUCAAAUCUCCAAAAUGCAUCUAGACACAGACUCCUAUUUAAUCUUCCUAGCUAUAAUUAGGAUAUCCUGUAAUUAGGAUAAAAAUUAAAGUUAUUCAAAGCUAUGGUUUAAAAACAAGCCUAGAUAUUUCUGGACUGCUAUCACUUGUAAUUCUACUGGGUUCAGUAGCAUUACUUGUGACUGACUCUGGUGUAACUGAAGCCAGAACCAGGCCAUUUCCUUGGAUCCAGGCAGCCUCCUCUGGGUCGUGGUGCACAUUCUGAAUAUGGAUGCAACCAGAACUCAUUAGGUAGUUUUAGGAGCAUCUCCAAUUCAUUCCUUUUGUUCUCCAUCCUGGCAGCAGCCAUUGUUCUUUGCUGUGUUGACACAUUGAAAGACUAUGCAAAAUGUGUAACUGGACAUAACUUUUUGUUCUUUUCCCAUCAUCUUUCCUAUCUUAAUGGCUGAGAUACUCACUCCUUAGUGGUUUUACUGUUGUAUCCUGUAAGUGUCUGUACUGGUUUACUUUGCACCAUUCAGAGUUGUUUUCUUGAAGCACUGUUAACAUUUUGGAGAGUAUUUGUCUGAGAUGAGAAAGGUUGUGAAUGACAUUGUUGCAUCUGUUUUAAAUUAAAAAGAGAUAUUCCCAGA